GAGGUCAUACCAUAUCUUUUCCUAUUUCAGGUCUCAGAACAUUGUACAACAUCUGUAACUCAGGACAAUGAAUGUGUCCAACAACUGCAGCACCACAAGUCUAGAACUGCAUCCCCAUGUUCACCUCAUUGAAUUUGCUCUGUAUAGCCUAAUUUUCUUUUUUGGAGCACUAUUUAAUGCCCUUGCCUUCUGGGUGUUCUCCUGCAAGAUGAAGAAGUGGACAGAAACCAGGGUGUAUGUAAUGAAUUUAGUCUUUGCAGAUUUCUCUGUCAUCUGCACCUUGCCUUCCAUGGUUUAUUUGCUCUGGAAUAAGUCAGCCCGAGGGGAGCUCUGCCAGUUUACAGAGACAAUGUAUUUUAUCAACAUGUUAGUGAGCAUCUACAUCAUUUCAUUCAUCUCCAUUGAUCGAUACAUUGCCAUAAAGCACCCUUUGAAAGCCAAGACCUUCAGGUCCCCAUCAAAGGCUGCUCUCCUCUGUGGGCUCCUGUGGGUCUUGGUGAUAGUCAGUGCCACCAUCCAGCUCUGGCACAAACAUUCAGCUCUCUGCUUCCAUACACCUGCUGCUCUCAGCCUGCUGGCCAUUUUCUUUGUUUUCACUCUCCCAUUAGCAAUCUUGACCUUCUGCUCCACAGAAGUCAUCAGGAACCUCAAGAAACAUCUGAACACGAAUUCACCAGAGAAGAAAUCGAUCCAGAAAGCCGUACACAUUAUUUAUGCAAAUCUGAUUGUAUUUCUGAUAUGUUUUAUGCCAGCCUACCUCGGGCUACUUGCCAGGUUCAUCUUGGAGAGCCUUGGAUCUACCUGUUUCCUGCUCUGUGUCAUGAAGAACUUCUCCUCCGUGACGAGGUGCAUUGCCACGUCCAACUGCUGCCUCGAUAGUGUCUGCUACUACUUUGUCACUAGGGAGUUCCAGGAAGCCUUUCUACAUCCCCAAGCCAGCACUCAAAAACCAGAGGCAACCCCACCCCUUGCAGAUACAGACAUGCUAAAGGAAAAAGGGGAACAAAACUCAACAUCUACAACAUAA
Molecule: messenger RNA, 1027 nt
Organism: Lonchura striata (white-rumped munia)
Lineage: Eukaryota; Metazoa; Chordata; Aves; Passeriformes; Estrildidae
Source: RefSeq, a predicted model, not a curated record